GAGAGAAAACUAAAGCCCCAGAAAAAGUAAAAACAGAGGGACCGGCAGUUAUCCAUACGAGUGAGAGAGUUCUCUCUGUAGUCUUUCCCGUAACGAUAAAGUUUUUGGGACGAUAAAACCAGAAGCAAGCAAAGCACAAUCAACCACCACUCCCAACUUUCUCAAAAAAAAAAAAAAAAAAACCACCACUCCCAGAAACAUAAAACACUGUAACCCAAAAAAACAUUUUCAACUCUCAGAAACAGAGACACACACUCUUAUCUCUGUGUGACACCACGUGAACCCAAUCACCAUGCCGCCACAGGAGACCGAGCAACAGCAACAACCACUGUUAACAGCGGAGUCUGUCGAGGAGCCAGAAGAGACAGCCUACGAGUCCGACGAGAAAGUCCUGAUUAUUGGGAUCGAUGGUGAAUCAGAAGGGUCGGACUCGGACUCGGGUCGGGCUCCGCCGUUUUCUUGGAAGAAGCUUUGGCUGUUCACGGGUCCUGGGUUCUUGAUGAGCAUAGCUUUUUUGGACCCUGGGAAUCUGGAGGGGGAUCUCCAGGCUGGUGCGAUUGCUGGGUACUCGUUGCUUUGGCUGCUUUUGUGGGCCACCGCCAUGGGAUUGCUGGUUCAGUUGCUCGCGGCUCGGCUUGGUGUGGCCACUGGGCGCCACUUGGCUGAGCUGUGUAGAGAUGAGUAUCCGAGUUGGGCGAGGUUGUUGCUUUGGGUUAUGGCUGAGUUUGCUCUGAUUGGGGCUGAUAUUCAGGAAGUUAUUGGGAGUGCAAUUGCUAUUAAGAUUUUGAGUAAUGGGGUUUUGCCUCUCUGGUCAGGGGUCAUCAUUACCGCUUUGGAUUGUUUUAUCUUUCUAUUUCUUGAGAACUAUGGUGUGAGGAAAUUGGAAGCAGUCUUUGCUGUUCUCAUUGGGACAAUGGCAGUUGCAUUUGCUUGGAUGUUUGGUGAAACAAAGCCAAGUGGCACAGAACUUCUUCUUGGUAUUUUGAUUCCAAAAUUGAGUUCCAAAACAAUAAGGCAGGCUGUUGGUGUUGUGGGUUGCGUAAUUAUGCCUCAUAAUGUAUUCUUGCACUCAGCUCUUGUACAAUCUAGGGAGAUUGACCAUAGGAAGAAAGGCCGAGUUCAAGAAGCUCUCAAGUACUACUCCAUUGAGUGUACUAUAGCCCUUGUUCUGUCAUUCAUUAUAAAUCUGUUCGUUACAACUGUGUUUGCCAAAGGGUUUUAUGGUACAGAAGUAGCCAAUAGCAUUGGCCUUCUAAAUGCAGGGCAGUAUCUUCAAGAAAAGUAUGGGGGUGGAGUUUUCCCGAUUUUAUAUAUCUGGGGUAUUGGGUUAUUAGCAGCCGGCCAAAGUAGCACUAUUACGGGUACUUAUGCAGGGCAGUUUAUCAUGGGAGGUUUCCUAAACUUGAGGUUGAAAAAAUGGCUGAGGGCAUUGAUCACGCGAAGCUUUGCAAUCAUCCCAACUAUGAUAGUUGCUCUUGUCUUUGAUAGCUCUGAGGACAUGCUAGAUGUUCUAAAUGAAUGGCUUAAUGUGCUUCAAUCAGUCCAGAUUCCCUUUGCACUUAUUCCCCUGCUUUGUUUGGUGUCAAAGGAACAGAUCAUGGGCACUUUUAGAAUUGGCCCAGUUCUUAAGACAACUUCAUGGCUGGUGGCAGCACUGGUGAUAUCGAUUAACGGGUAUCUGUUGCUGGACUUCUUCUCCUCUGAAGUGAAUAGUGCGUUGUUUGGCACAGUUGUGUGUGCAUUUACAGCUGCAUAUAUUGCAUUUAUAAUUUACCUUGUUUCCCGGGGUGUUUCCUUUAGAAGUUGGUGCAACUUAGGACAACCCAAGAUCGUAGCAGACACAGAAAUUGAGUAAUCAAUGCCCAUUGUUGGUUUCAAUUGCAAGAUGUUUGAAAUUAGAAAAUGCCAGAUUGGGAAAGUGCUGUCAGAGUGCAUUUGCACUGAAAUUUCUGAUUUAGAUUGACCUUCAAUUGGUAAUCAUAGAUCACUUGUGUACAAAUUUGAAAUCAGUAGCUUAAUAUCGUUUCUCUGUGCUGUAUUAAGCAGCUCGGGGUUGUUGUUUUUGUAUAAUAGAACUCGUUUAUUAUCGUUGGUUUUAUAGAGGGAAGAGAAAUGCAAGCCAUUAGUGCUUAAAGUCUAAUCUCCCACAGCAAUGUGCCCUUUACUUUUGUUAAGAGUUGAAUAAUGAAGCUCCUGGAAGAUCUCUAUUU
Quercus robur (English oak) is the source of this 2210-nucleotide messenger RNA. Its product is annotated as metal transporter Nramp3-like. The record is from RefSeq and is a predicted model, not a curated record. The coding region runs from base 293 to 1855 and encodes 520 amino acids. Gene Ontology annotation, molecular function: cadmium ion transmembrane transporter activity; manganese ion transmembrane transporter activity. Lineage: Eukaryota; Viridiplantae; Streptophyta; Magnoliopsida; Fagales; Fagaceae. Gene Ontology annotation, cellular component: vacuolar membrane. The transcript is spliced from 4 exons. Gene Ontology annotation, biological process: positive regulation of reactive oxygen species metabolic process; defense response to bacterium; metal ion transport.